Suillus discolor is the source of this 396-nucleotide messenger RNA. RefSeq lists its product as uncharacterized. The record is from RefSeq and is a predicted model, not a curated record. Bases 1 to 396 code for a protein of 131 amino acids. Lineage: Eukaryota; Fungi; Basidiomycota; Agaricomycetes; Boletales; Suillaceae. The transcript has 4 exons.
AUGCAUCAAGCUGCAGAUGUCAAGGAACUAGACACAUUAUGGAUCAAGCCGGUGACCAACGUACUUCAGCAAACAAGUCUCCAUACGCUUGCAACCACAGCGAAAUUGACCCUGCCAGCUCUCGCGGUCACCUACCCCAUCACUAUCUAUCUCCUCACUCCCGGCUGUCUAUUCGUUAUUUUCGACUCUCGUUUCCAUUUCUGUUUCUCCUCUACCACCGUCAAUGGAGAUUCUAAAGCCUUGACUGAUUUGGUGUUGCCACAGCAUGUACCUACACAGGAACUUCCGCAGCCGCGACAGUCAAGAUUCUCUAUCUCGAACAACAAGAUGUUAAUAUCAAAGCCAUGGGAAACGCCUAACAAUAUAUUGGCAUUUGAAGCGCUCGGAGAACCAUAA